AUGUUGAGCUGGAAGCUUUUUCUCCUGCGAGAGUGCGCUCUCGAACAGCUCAUCGUCGACAAAUUCAGGUGUGUACUUUGCGGUGAUGGUAUAUUGACAAGCAUCGAAACUGAACACUACGCGAGAGCGGGAGCCUUAAAAAGAACACUGGUACAUUUUAUCGCCAAAGAUCCAAUUGUGAACAUCGCUUGUAAUAUUCGAGUUUUAAGCUGCUGUGGAUGUGCUGAGCGUUCAUGUGAGCGGCAUCCGGUACUGACCAUGAUACCGUAUGUUAGCCAUUCACUAAUCUGUCCAGUAGCGGCUGCUCCUGCACUUCCUCCAGUUGUGGCAGCACGACCAUCAACGUCAUACUUCCCACUAUGGUUACUAUUACUUCUACUUCUUCUCUUACUGCUAUGCUGUUUGGCACUCUGCCUAAUUCCAUUUCUUCUGUGGCGAAAACGUCGGAAAACAGUAGCGUGA
Messenger RNA from Ostertagia ostertagi, 462 nucleotides. Lineage: Eukaryota; Metazoa; Nematoda; Chromadorea; Rhabditida; Trichostrongylidae. The record is from the annotation of a GenBank genome assembly.